Molecule: messenger RNA, 2397 nt
Organism: Rhineura floridana
Lineage: Eukaryota; Metazoa; Chordata; Lepidosauria; Squamata; Rhineuridae
Gene: RALB
Product: RAS like proto-oncogene B
Exons: 6
Coding region: 314-934 (206 amino acids)
Biological process (GO): Ras protein signal transduction
Cellular component (GO): plasma membrane
Molecular function (GO): GTP binding; GTPase activity; GDP binding
Source: RefSeq, a predicted model, not a curated record
CCUGACGCUUGGCCUCUUUCUCUUUUUUACUAACUAAAAGCUUCAUUUUAUUUCCAGCUUUUCCAAAACCCAGUGUCAGAAAAAAGAGAUCAACAUAAUCAAGGGAACCUUUGAUCACUACACCCUUACCAAGCCGACCUUGAAAGAGAGGCUAGCAGCUGAUCGGUCUGAACUGGAAGAACACCAUCCUACCGUGACUCACAGAAUGUGUUGGCUUUGGUAGGCCUUAAGUUGUCCCUGCAGAUUUGGCGGUUUACACCUGAUGAAAUGCUCAUCAGCCUGCUUUGGUAGUACUUGACAACCGUACAGAAAAAUGGCUGCUAGCAAGACAAAAAACCAGAGCUCCCUGGCCCUCCACAAAGUAAUCAUGGUUGGUAGUGGAGGUGUUGGCAAAUCAGCACUUACACUUCAGUUUAUGUAUGAUGAGUUUGUUGAAGACUAUGAACCUACAAAGGCUGAUAGUUACAGAAAGAAAGUAGUUCUGGAUGGUGAGGAAGUCCAGAUAGAUAUUUUGGAUACAGCUGGACAAGAAGAUUAUGCAGCUAUUCGAGACAACUACUUCCGUAGCGGAGAGGGGUUUCUUCUAGUUUUUUCCAUAACUGAGCAUGAAUCCUUUACAGCGACAGCAGAGUUUAGGGAGCAGAUCCUGCGUGUAAAAGCUGAAGAGGACAAAAUACCUUUACUUGUGGUGGGAAAUAAAUCUGACUUGGAAGACCGUCGACAAGUGCCUGUGGAAUCUGCUAGAAGUAAAGCAGAGGAGUGGGGUGUACAGUAUGUAGAAACUUCAGCCAAAACCAGAGCAAAUGUAGAUAAGGUGUUCUUUGAUCUAAUGAGAGAAAUUAGAGCCAAGAAGAUGUCAGAAAACAAGGACAAAAAUGGCAAGAAAAGCAACAAGAACAAGAAGAGUUUUAAAGAAAGAUGCUGCCUAUUGUGAUCUUUAUGAACUGUACAUGUAGACUGCGGAAUUAACAAGACAUUUACCACUAAGGGUAAAGGACUGGAUUAAUGAGAAGAAAUCUGGAUCCAAUGAGCUUUCCCACUCACAUCAUAGCCUUUUUGAAAGUGCAAAACUUAGUUUAAGAAAACUUGGUAUCCAUGUGUACUGAAAGGGAUUAUUCUUGAAAGCAACUGUUAAUGCCAAAAAUAUUACCAGCAAAUUUCUUUGGCCAUGGGUACUUUGCCUGAUAGCAGUAUGGUUGCUCUGAAUUUAACUCCUGAUGUUGCUCCCAGUGUUGACUCUCCCUUUACAGACUCUAUCAGUUUUACGCAAUGGCUAGUUCUCAUUGUAAUUCAACCAAAGUUAUCUGCCUCUCCUGCGUGGCUUCAGUUUUGGUGCUCCUAAUAAAGGCAUGAGCCUUUAGCCAUUCUUUUAAAAGGGAAAGUUAAGGCAUACUGAGAUCUUUCUGGUCUUUGAAAUUUGCACACAACUGUAUUAAGUAGGUUAUGGUGCUGUCAAAACUACUUUUCUGCCAAUCAUUGGAUAAACAUUAUAAGGACUUAUUCAAAAGCAAAAACCCAGUAAUGAGUUGGUGUCUGAGUCAUUGCUACAGUAUUUCUGGAUUGAUUCUAUAAUUUCAGAACAUUAAUGGUUAUAUUCUGGCCAGCUGUAUUUUCAAUUUAUUUCCCCCUUCUUUCCAAAAUUUUAUUGGGGGUAAAUGGGCAAGGCAUCUUUUUAAUAUGGAGGAAUUCUUAGGUUACUCUGUCAAGUAAUUCCACCCUGUUUGCCAAAUACUAGACUCUUUUGUUCCCCAAAACUUGAAAAUUCUGUUUGGGGCAUUACAGUGAGUUUGUAAUCAUGUAUCGAAGCUGUAGAAAUUGGUGCAUUUUUGCUCUUUUAGUGUUUAAUAGAAUCACUUUUCUUUUUAAAAGAAAUGUGAGGGCCCACACUGUGAAAUCUAGUGAGUUUUUGUUCAAAGUCUGAGAGGACAAUCCAUGAGUAACUCAUUCUGCACACUCUCCAUUGAAAUUAAUUGUAAUUAUGCAAAUCUGAGGGGCUUGUGCAGGAAAGUCUGGGGGAUUGUGCCAUACAGAAACACUUAAUUAUGGUAGGGUUUUCUCCCUUUCUUUAAUGAGUUAUUGCUGUCUUUGUAAUGUCAAGACUUGGAGUUGCAUUCUUGAAUGCUCACUACUAUUUUGCUAGAUAUUGUGGAGUAGGGGGUAUAGGAUUAAAGCAAGGGAAGUGGGGAAUCUUUUCAUGUCUUUACAAUUGCCCUUUAAAGAUAUAUCCGAGUUAAUUAUGUGCAGUUGCCCAAAAGCCUGACCCUUAUUGUUGUUGCACAGGUUGUACUAAUUCUGCUGCUGAAAAACCUUUUAUUCAGUUACUCAAUGAAUCAUGGAAAAAUGGUCUGUAUUAUAAAGGCAGCUAAAUAUACUCACUAAAAAGUAACUUUUUUCUAA